CAUAUGGGUGCUAUUCAUAUUAAACCGAAAUACGACUGGGACAAAUACAAGUUUCUAUCAAACUUGGGCGAAGGUGCUUUUGGUGAAGUGUUUUUGGUGAAAAGUUGUGAAGACAGAAAGAAUUAUGCUUUGAAGAAGAUAAAAUGUGAAACAAAUGAUGAUCUUGAACAUGUGACGGAAGAGUUGAAAGCGAUGAGUCGACUGGAACAUCCAAACAUUGUGAAAAUAGUAGAGACAAUUUGUAAGCAGCAAGACGAUUUCUUGGCAGAUAUCUACAUCAUUCUUGAGUACUGUCCUCGAGGAACUUUGACACAAAGAUUGUCAAAACCACACGAUGAAGCCAAACAACUUAAAUGGUUGAAACAACUGUCUGAGGCCGUUGCAUACAUUCAUGCCUUAAGUCUAGUGCAUCGUGAUUUGAAACCAGAUAAUAUUCUGUUCAACGCUAACGAUAAUGUUAAAGUGGGUGAUUUCGGCCUUGCACGAGAUUUUGUUUCCGCAAAACGCGAAGAUGAAACAUGGUUGAAUUACUAUAUGAACAGUUUUUGUGGUAUGAUAUUCUACAUGGCUCCAGAGGUAUUCGAUGGUCAUUACAACGAAAAGGCAGACGUAUUUGCUUUAGGUUUGCUAAUGUAUAUCAUAGUUGAAGCAAAGUACCUUAACAUCAAUGACAAACGUUGUUAUGGUUUGUUUAUCAGCCUUAAAGAUGGCACAUGGGCUCCUCUGGGUUUGCAAAUGUAUCAUGAUAAAAAAGGACUUCAAUUUACCUUUGAAAAAUGCUCUCGGCGAACUGCUCAAAUAAUCUGUUCUGCUCUUAUCUAUAAUCAAAAUGACCGCAGUGAUGCAGCAUCUAUUCAUGGAAAGUUGAAGGAUAUUCAGCGAAUGUGA
Xenia sp. Carnegie-2017 is the source of this 888-nucleotide messenger RNA. RefSeq names its product eukaryotic translation initiation factor 2-alpha kinase 1-like. The transcript has a single exon. The coding region runs from base 4 to 888 and encodes 294 amino acids. The record is from RefSeq and is a predicted model, not a curated record. Gene Ontology annotation, molecular function: ATP binding; protein kinase activity. Gene Ontology annotation, biological process: protein phosphorylation. NCBI's taxonomy places the organism in Eukaryota, Metazoa, Cnidaria, Anthozoa, Malacalcyonacea, Xeniidae.